This is a messenger RNA of Theobroma cacao (cacao), 1150 nucleotides long. RefSeq names its product glutathione S-transferase zeta class-like. The record is from RefSeq and is a predicted model, not a curated record. Gene Ontology annotation, biological process: L-phenylalanine catabolic process; glutathione metabolic process. Gene Ontology annotation, molecular function: glutathione transferase activity; maleylacetoacetate isomerase activity. Gene Ontology annotation, cellular component: cytoplasm. Lineage: Eukaryota; Viridiplantae; Streptophyta; Magnoliopsida; Malvales; Malvaceae.
UAUUUAACUGUACCUAAAAAUUUGACUCGUGACAACGACAAGUCAACGGCUUUAGGACAUGUCGCUGAAGCUGGACUGUUUAAUUCAAGCGUCACCAUGUUCUAAACCAAGUCUGAAGCUUCAGCUCAAAGCCAAUGGCACCGAAAGAUGGUGGCGAGGCGUCUUCCAAGCUCGUUUUGUAUUCAUACUGGCAGAGCUCCUGUUCUUGGCGUGUUCGCUUCGCUUUGAACCUCAAAGGGCUUUCAUAUGAGUACAAAGCGGUGAACCUUGCGAAAGGAGAGCAGUUUACUCCAGAUUUUGAGAAGUUGAACCCUCUCCAUUUUGUUCCGGUUCUAGUUGAUGGUGAUGUUGUAGUCUCUGAUUCGUAUGCAAUCUUGAUGUAUUUGGAGGAAAAGUAUCCUCAAAGAACUCUCUUACCAGCUGAUCCCCAGCAAAAAGCCCUGAAUCUUCAGUUUAUCAUGCCACAGGUUGCCAGCAUUAUUAGCUCUAGCAUACAGCCUCUUCUAAUGCUGUCAAUUCUGAAAUAUCUUGAGGAAAAGGUUGGCCUAGAAGAGCGACUUCUAUUUGUUCAAACUAAUAUUGAAAAAGGUUUCCUUGCUCUUGAGAAGUUGCUGAAAGACUUUGUUGGCAAAUAUGCCACAGGAGAAGAAGUAUACAUGGGUUUUGUCAUUUGCAGGCUGAUGUAUUUAUGGCACCUCAGAUUGCUGUGGCUACAGAACGGUUUAAGAUUGACAUGUCCAAGUUCCCUACUUUAAGUAGGAUAUACGAGUCCCAGAGGGCAUUACCUGAAUUCUUAGCUGCCUCACCUGAAAGACAACCUGAUGCUGUCCAUUGAUUAUGGUGUUCCACUUGACUAGUUACGACCACAGCUUAUUGCCGAGUAGUAGCGCCACAUUGAAAGCAAUUUGCUUUAAACUUUGUAAGAUUUUACUGUGUCUGCUAUUUGUAUUAAGUUAGUCAUUGGUUUUCAAAUCCGAUCUGAGGAUUUUUCAGGAGACAAAAAACCCCUUGGAUAUCAAAGAUGAUUGUGUCUUUAUUGUCCAAAUAUUUCUGGUGGUGGUAGUGUCAGCAGAUUGGAAAGUUCAUUUACAUAUGUAAGCUGCAUAUAUGCAUCAAAAGAUUGCUCUCCUGCAUGUAUUUCUUCUGUUAA